AUGUUUGAUUUUAAUUUAUAUUACAGGCAAAAUUUUAUUCGAAGGAAAGAUCUUAACGAUUUUAUAACCGAUAUGAGUGAUGAAGCAGAUGUAUUGUUUUACUUUACCACAAUAGUUCAAUACGAUCCAGAAAGACCACCAAUUCAUCCAGAACAUUAUGUUUUGGCUACUCUUAAUAAAACGUACUGUGAAGAAGUGCCAAAGUUAGAUACAUCAAAAUGGAAAAUUGAUCUUUGUAAGCAUGAAUCCAUUUUAAAUGGAUAUUUUGUUGAGCUAAGAGUCGAUUUUGCAAGUAAACUUUUCAUCGAAAAAUCAUCAAAAGUGUUACGCUUUGGAACAACUGAAAUCGAAUUACAAUGA
This is a messenger RNA of Chironomus riparius, 360 nucleotides long. The record is from the annotation of a GenBank genome assembly. NCBI's taxonomy places the organism in Eukaryota, Metazoa, Arthropoda, Insecta, Diptera, Chironomidae.